AAGUUAUUAAGGAGACAAAGGACCUUGACCUUCCUGCUCACAAGGGAAUACUGUGAAACAGAGCAAGUACUGUGACCCUCCUACUCACAGGUGGCCAUUAAUUUAAUAAGGGAGGAGAAAUGGCAGAAAGUGCAGUCGGCUUAGUUAUGGAGAACUUGGUCCCUUUAUUAGUCCAAGAAGCAAGAUUGAUGAAGGGUAUUCAUGACAAAGUUGCAUGCAUGAAAGAUGAAUUGGAGAUGAUUCAGUCUUUCCUGAAGGAUGCAGAUACAAGGGCUGAGAAGGAAGAGGUGAACAACGUUUUGAAAACUUGGGUGAAACAGGUGAGGGAAGAAGCUUUUCAAAUAGAAGAUGUCAUUGAUGAAUACAUACUUCAUUUUGUAAAACAACCUUACAGGCGAAAGCAAUGCUUCCAUUUUCUCCACAAGGCUUUUCAAUUUACUAUAAAAUUGAAAGCAAGAAAUGUGAUAGCCUCUAAGAUUCAACAUAUCAGCAACAAUCUCAAGGAAAAGAGAGAUGGCUGUAGGUUUUCACUUUAACACUAUAGAUCAAAGGGAACCUAGCAGUGACACUGGAAGUGCUCCAUGGCAUGACCCUCGAGUUGUAGCUCAUUUCAUUGAGGAAACUGAGGUUGUGGGCAUUGGAUCUCAUAGGAACAAAUUGAUGAACUGGCUAGUAAAAAGACCAUCUAAUCGCACUGUGAUUACAGUGGUCAGCAUUGGUGGUGUUGGCAAGACUACUCUUGUCAAGAAAGUGUAUUAUAAUGAGAAGGUGGUUGCACACUUUAACUGUCGUGCUUGGAUCAUUGUGUCUAAAUCAUACAAGAUGGAAGAGCUAUUUAGAAACAUGAUAAAACAGUUCUAUGAGGCAAGGAAGGAGUCUGCACCUAAAGAAAUUAACACAAUGGAAGAGGUAAAGCUCAUUGAGGUAUUGCAGCCAUAUUUACUUGAACAAAGGUAUGUAGUUGUUUUUGAUGAUUUAUGGGAUAUAGAGUUUUGGGAGCAUAUAAAACUUGCCUUACCUAAUAAUGACAAAGGUAGUGGAAUUGUAAUCACAACUCAAAAUGAGGAUGUUGCUCCCACUCACAAUGAAUCUUCAUUGUGUUAUGUGCACAAGCACUUACCUCUAACUUCAGAUAAAGCUUUGGAACUAUUCUACAAGAAGGUGUUCCAAGCUAAAGAGGGCAAUUGUCCCCGUGAACUAGUUGAGCCGUCAUGCAAAAUAGUUGGAAGAUGUGAAGGUUUGCCACUUACAAUUGUAGUUAUAGGCGUUCUUUUGUCAAGCAAAGACAAGGUUGUCUCUGAGUGGAGUAAAUUUUAUGAUAGUCUUAGUUUGGAGUUAGACACUAAUUUACGUCUAAGAAGUAUCCUUAAAAUUCUAUCGCUUAGUUAUCAUGAUUUACCUUACUACCUCAAAGCUUGUUUCCUAUAUUUAGGCAUGUUUCCAGAGGAUUACUCCAUAAAUUGUGCAAGACUAAUUCGACUUUCGAUAGCUGAGGGCUUUGUAAAAGAAAAGCAAGGAUUAACAUUGGAAGAACUUGCACAAGCCUACUUGAAUCAACUCAUUCAUAGAAGCUUGGUUCAAGUGGUAAAGAUUGAUGUAGUUGGCAAAAUAGAUUUUGUCGAGUUCAUGAUAUAUCACGUGAGAUCAUUCUUUCAAGGUCAGAGGAGUUGAAUUUUUGUUUAGUCUCAAUUCAGAACUACUCAAAUUUCAACAAAAUUGCUCGACGUCUCUCAAUUAUGAACAAUGUAAAUACUCCAUUGCAUAGUAUUUCUAAUUCCCAUACUCGUUCUAUUCUAAUUUUUGGAUUAGACAAAGUACCCAAUUCUUUUUUUACUAUUUGUUUUGCAAAUUUCAAGCUCAUGAGAACAAUGGAUUUUGAAGGUGCUCCAAUUGAUUACAUGCCUAAAGAAGUCGGAAACCUAUUUCAUCUAAGAUAUUUAAGCCUUAGAGAUACAAAAGUGAAAAUGCUUCCUAAAUCGAUAGGUAAACUGCACUACCUAGAGACUUUGGAUUUGAAACGUUCCCUUGUGUCUGAACUACCACCAGAGAUCAGUAGGCUCCAUAAGCUACGGUAUCUUGCGGCAUACAUUGAAGACAAUGAUGUAGAAUACAAUAUUGAUUUUAGACAAGCAGUAAAGAUACCCAGUGGCAUUGAGCGUUUACAAUCCUUACAAAAGCUUUCAAGAUUGAAGCCAACAACAAUGCUCUUUGAACAGAAUUGGGGAGUUUGGGACAGUUGAGGAAGUUGGAGAUUGCUAAAUUGAAGAGAGAAAAUGGGAUAGCUUUGUGCACCGUACUAGAGACAAUGAGCCACCUUCAGUCAUUGUUAAUCAUGGCAACAAGUGAGGAAGAAGUUCUUGAAUUACAAUCAAUGUCUUCUCCUCCACCCCUCUUAAAAACUCUUUUCUUAUCUGGGCGGCUAGAAAAGCUUCCAGAAUGGAUUUUGAAACUCCACAGUAUAGUUAGAAUUGGUUUGAACUGGUCAAAAUUAAUGGAAGAUCCAUUAAAGGUCCUUCAAGCUCUGCCUGAUUUGAUGCGUCUUUCGCUUUACGAUGGUUACGCAGGUGAGCAAUUACACAUUGAGGGAGGAGGCUUCCAGAAACUAAAGUAUCUAGGGCUUCAAAAAUUGGGAGGAUUGAAUAGGUUGAUAAUAGAUGAAGGUGCCCUACCUCUUCUCGAAAAGCUUGAAAUUGGAGAAUGC
Molecule: messenger RNA, 2701 nt
Organism: Quercus robur (English oak)
Lineage: Eukaryota; Viridiplantae; Streptophyta; Magnoliopsida; Fagales; Fagaceae
Product: disease resistance protein RPM1-like
Exons: 3
Coding region: 514-1671 (385 amino acids)
Biological process (GO): defense response to other organism
Molecular function (GO): ADP binding
Source: RefSeq, a predicted model, not a curated record